Molecule: messenger RNA, 2095 nt
Organism: Sitodiplosis mosellana (orange wheat blossom midge)
Lineage: Eukaryota; Metazoa; Arthropoda; Insecta; Diptera; Cecidomyiidae
Exons: 1
Source: RefSeq, a predicted model, not a curated record
AUGGUCAACUUACCAUUCAAAAAUGAUAAACCUGAUCUCGGCGAGUCACAGUUUAUCGCACAAAAACGGUAUUCAUACAUGUCGAAACGACACUUGGCAAAACCCGAACUUAAGAGUAUAUACGAUGCCAGCAUUCAAGAAUACUUAGAUUUAAAUCAAAUGGAGUUGGCUGAUCCAGCCGUUUGGCCACAUAACUAUUUACCUCAUCACCCGGUAUUCAAAGAAUCAAGCACUACAACAAAGGUUCGAGCUGUUUAUGACGCUAGUUGUAAAACGAGCAACGGCAACUCAUUAAACAGCCAACUGCUGGUAGGCCCUACUAUACAGAGUGAUUUGUUUUCUACUUUGAUCCAUUGGCGAAAACAUCGAUACGCCAUCACUGGAGAUAUUGAGAAAAUGUAUCGACAAAUUUGGAUCAAUCCCGAACACUCUGAAUAUCAACGAAUCCUGUGGCAAGCCCCAGGAUCGUCCGAAAUAAAAAGUUACAGGUUGAAAACCGUAACUUUCGGGGUGGCAAGCUCGCCAUAUCUGGCGAUUAGGACGUUAUUCUUAAUCGCUGACGAUGUUGACGAGAACACACCAGAAUUGGCCGCAAAAAUUCGAUAUCAGUUUUAUGUCGAUGAUUUUUUUGAUUCCGUUGAUACAAUUGAUGAGGCAAAGAAAAUAAUAAAAGAUAUGACGGCUACUCUAUCGAAAUAUGGUUUUCCCCUCCGAAAAUGGAAGGCAAAUGAUGAGGCGAUUUUGGAUGAAGUAGAUCCCAAUGAUCAAGAUAGUUCACCAUCGAAUGUAUUCAAAACACUCGGUGUUCAAUGGCAACCAAGCUCCGAUGAAUUCCUGUUCGUGCCAGUCGAAUUCAAAAAUACAGAAAAAUGGACAAAAAGGACCAUUCUCUCGGAAAUAGCCAAACUAUUUGAUCCACUUGGUUGGUUGUCUCCUUGUAUUGUGAUGGCAAAAAUGUUUAUGCAGGAGUUAUGGUUGCUCCAAAUCGGAUGGGAUGAUGCUUUGCCGCCGGAAAGUAUCACAAAAUGGACUGACAUUCGGCAACAAUUUUUAUCACCAUGUGCAGUCAAAGUACCACGAUGGAUUGGGUUAAGAACCGAUAUAAAAAAUGUGUCACUUCAAGGAUUCUGUGAUGCAUCGGAAAAGGGCAUGUCAAGCGUUGCAUUCAUACGCGUGCAAAGUCUAGAAAAUAAAAUCUCAUGUCAAUUGAUCGCAGCUAAAACAAAAGUCGCGCCAUUGAAAAAAUUAUCAAUUCCACGAUUAGAGUUAAAUGCAGCCGUGUUACUCACUAAAUUAAUGGAAAAGGUUAAAACUGCACUAAAAUUACCAAAUCUACAACAGCAAGCUUGGAGCGACUCUGAGAUAGUUCUCCAUUGGCUCGCUAAUCAUCCUAGUCGGUGGAAAACUUACAUCGCUGGUAGAGUAGUUAAAAUUCAGAACACACUACCAUCACAUAAUUGGAGACACAUUCCAACAGAUCAAAAUCCAGUCGAUUGCGCUUCACGCGGUUUAACUCAGACGGAAUUGGAGAAACUUGAUUUAUGGUGGCACGGUCCCAAAUUCUUGUUGGAAAAUGAACAAGACUGGCCAACAACCAAUUUAAUAAAAAAUCCACCGACAGAAAAAUUGGAAGAGCGAAAACGUGCGAUCAUUGCUACAGCCACUGUCAUUGAAUCAAACUCAAUUAUCGACAACUUCUCGAACUAUGAAAGGAUGUUGCGCGUGAUUUCACGUUGUCUACGAUGGAAAUACCGAAAAAGCAACUUUAACGAACCAAUCACAAGUACAGAGCUCGUCGAGACGGAAAAAACGUUGAUUAAAUCCAUACAAAGAGACGCAUUCACGAACGAAAUUGAACAAUUGCACAAAAUAAUGAAUGCACCCAUAAUGGGAAAUAAGAAAACGGUUAAUAUUGAUCCGAAGAGCACCAUAUGUAACUUAGAACCAUAUUUAGAUGGAAAUGGUAUUUUACGAGUUGGAGGCCGUGUGAAAAAGUCAUUUUUACCCGAAGAUGCAAAACAUCCGAUUAUUCUACCAUCGAAAAAUCAUUUUUCUGUUUUGUUGACUCGUCAAACACAUGAACAAACGCUACAUG